This is a messenger RNA of Xyrichtys novacula (pearly razorfish), 7719 nucleotides long. The record is from the annotation of a GenBank genome assembly. Lineage: Eukaryota; Metazoa; Chordata; Actinopteri; Labriformes; Labridae.
AGGCGACUAUCACAUGAUCGAGUUCGAGGAUAACCAGGAAAUCAUGAGUUGUUUGGACUGAGAGUUGAGUAGUUGAUGCAUUAAUUGCCGUUUUGACGAUGUCUAACCCCAAAACUAGAUUGUUUUUGGUUUUGUUUGCAUUUAAUACUUACUCGAUUGUGUCCAGCGAUGAAGUUCAGCUCAAUAUUUCAAGUUUAGCAGACAAACUAGGACAAAGCUCGUCUUCGGUUGCUGCCUCUUCAGCUGUCUCUCCUGUUUUUAAAGCCGCUGUGGACCCCGUCUUCUCCAUCAACAUGCUUUCUUCUUUUCCUGAAGACCUGGAGAUCACUGACUACUGUAGUAACCUGCUUCAUAUCUUUGGAGAGCGGUAUGUCACUUAUGUGAACUGCUUGGUACCCGCAGCCCGACCCGUGAAAGUCUGCCAGAGCUGCUACUCAAGCUACGGCAGACUGAGGGAAACUUACUUAAACAUCUCCUCAGACCAGGUAAGAGUGUAAACACUGAUACGUUUUCUGUAUCUAAACCCUAAAUCCUAAACAGUGUGAGUGAAUAAGUAGAACAGGCCGCGGAAGUCUCAUGAUCACGAGUCUUGUGGUGUGACCACUUUUAGGAAGCAAGAAUUAAUGAUAACUCUCCAUCUAUACACGUCCAUCUGCUACAGCUGAGUAUCUGUCACAUCAAUAUCGGAUUAUUCGCUAUUUUAGGAUGACUUUUGUCUUUGUAUCCUCAGAUGGGUCCAAGUAAUGAGAGCUGCAGGGACAUCCUUUUGCGCAGUGACCGUCUGAUGCUGGUUCCUGAGCUUUACAGCAACUUAAAGGGCCUCUGGGACAAAUCAAACUGUGACAGUAAGUCCCCUGGAGCUACAUCUGGACAGAGUUCUCUGCCUAUAAGAGAACAUGUGUAUUAUAUAUGUCAACCUGUAGCCCCCGUAGCUCCAAAAGCAGUUAGGUGAGAGUGAGGUAAGAUAUUUCAUAUUGGGGAUCACAACAUCAAGGCAAUCAUAGUUAUGUCUCUAACUAGUGUAUCUGCAUAUUUCAAGAUGUUGUGCAUCCCUGCAAACCAACAGAAUGAGUGUAAACAUAUCUUACCCUGUGUCUGAGGUAAGUUGACCAUAGGAGCGGGGUAAGUUGAGCCGUAUCCCUACUACUCCACCCCAGCCCUCCCUCACCUUCUCUCUGCCUAAAUAACAGUCACUUCUUCACAUUCAUGUGUAUUUUUAUAUAUUAUACGCUAUUCAACUGGUGCAAUAAUUCUUUUCAUUAUUAUUGGAUAUAACUGCUAAAAAGCUGUUUUGUAAAAAACAUUUUAACAUGAGAAUGUCUUUCAGUGAUUCAGAACAUCCACAGCUGUAUUUUUAAAAGGAAAAGAAACACAUUUCAACAAUCUGAACUGAAACUCUGAUCCUAUCAUCAGACUCUUUUACUUACUCACUUGAGCCACUGACUCAACUUAGCCUAGAACUAAGAUUAUGACUUUAUUAGUCACCUAAGCUAAAAUGGUGGACUUUUAUACUAGGUUUUUGACCUGAUGUUGUAGCUCAUAGAUACCACAAUUGAUGUAUAAAACAAAUUUAAAAUGAUCUUUUUUGGUCCGAACACAAUUCUAAUAAAAAUUACGACAGACUAAAUUCACUUUCAAGAGUGAAAAAUGUUUAUUUGGAAAUAAAUGUCUAACCCCUUCACCCAUGUGCUUCUAACCUUCACAGACUCCACGAAUUGAUGCCCAUCUCCUAAAUAUUUGGUCACAUGAUCAAUUUCUUUUACUAUUUCCAAGCAACAGGGGGUGGCUCAACUUACCCUUUGGCUCAACUUACCCCACUAUCCCCUACCUCUGUAUGUGUGCAGGUGCAAACCACCAGAUAAUAGUGAAAGGGGCUUCAAAAUAUCCAGAGUAACGUCAUCAAGCAUGCUUUCUGGAACUCAGGCACCAUAAAAGCAACAUAUAAACCAAAGGAGUCUCUCACAAAUAAUUCAGCAUCCAAACAGUGUGGUUUAAUUUCCUAUAAUUCAACUAAUUCAAUAAUCUUAUUAUGUUAUUUUGUUAGCUCCAGUAUGUUCCUUCAUCCACAUUUUCACUGAAAUGUUACACUAAGCCUGAGCUCACAAAACCUUACCUGACUUUUCACAAACAAAUUCAAUGAGACUUGAUCAUGUAUGACUUGAAGACAGGUGAUUAGUAUUUAAGAAGCCAGAUAAUACUGUCAUAUGUCUGAGUUUGUUUAUGCUUCAAAACUGAUGGUUGUUUUAUUCACCCCCCCGGCAGACUGCAUCACUGAAGGAUAUGAAAGUCUUACCAAUGACACGCUGUACUUCAUGAACACUCUCAAUCACACCCUCUCCUGUUUUGAGAAGUAUUCACCGGUAUGCCCUUGAUUACUCAAUUGCAGUCAUCUGUUUUUAGAUUGUGUAAGAAAGCUGAGUUCUGUUCCUUUCUCUAUUUUUCUCUCACAGGGGAACCAUACAGAGCUAUGCAAGAGCUGUAAGACUGCAUACAGUCAGCUGAACGAACUGUACAGCGGGAUGGAGAGGAAUAAGACAAUGUGUAUUGACAUAGAGGAUGCGGUAUGUUUGUAAUACACAGAAUUGUUGAUAGAUAGGAGAGGAAAAAGCUGCUCCACCUAGAGGAAUUAAGACAUAAAAGGUGUAGCUUUUAGGUUGUUUACAUAACAUUGUCUAGAAAUAAUUGUUGACAAAGUUGUUAAUUGGAUUUAUUUGUUUUACAAGACAUUUACUAGCUGUUUUCAGCUGAACUGGCAGUUGAGCUUUUUUUUCACUUUACUUUCAUCGGGUAUAAACAAACGCAACAAAAACAAAUGCAUAUGAGAUACACUUGCAUAAAGUAAUGGGGUAGAGGUCUUGUGCAUGAGCUGCAGAGUGGACAGCAUUCCUGCAGUGAAAUAUACAAACUAAACUGCAGACUGAAGUCUCUGAGCACAGAGCAAAAAAAAUUAAGGAUAAUCCAUGUGAUGAAUAUACACACAUAGAUGAAAAAGAACAUCAUUAUAGACUACAGCAAAACACUUGUGGGGCUUAUCUUUCAAUCCUGUCAUUAGCAGCAUGUGGAGUCAAAGAUCAUAUAUUAGAUCAUUUAGUGCGCUAGACAUAGGUGAUUGCAGCAGAUUGUAUACCUUACUGAUGAUAACACACCGCAUGAGAAUGACAAUUACACAGACUCCUCUGUGUAGUGUUAUUAUAAACCUUUACCUUAGCUUUCCAACUUCAACUCUUGGCUGUUAUUUCCUCUAAUCUGGGCAUUCAGAUCCAUGUUUAUUAAUACUGAACAUUAGCUUGAUUGGUGGGACACCCUCAUGUUGUUUCACAUCAAGUUGUCAGUUUCAGCACAUAUGUAAAGUAAUGACUUCAGAAGUUACAAUAGUGUACAAAUUUUUAAAAUUUAUUUCACUGGGUUUUCACUCUGCAAGUCGCAUGCUGAAGAGGACUUAGAAAAAAAAACUUGGUGUGAUGAUAUGUGAUGUUGUUCCAGAAGUUUCUGAACACAUCUUAUGACUGUCUUCAGAAUGUGCUUUUUUUUACUCUACAUUUAAUAGUAUAAAUUUAUACACAUCGUAAAAUAUGCACUAACCUAUGUUACAGUAUAUUUGUACAUUAAGAAAUGUUCUUACAUUAAGUAUAGAAAAAUAACAAACCAUAUGGUGUUAUUCAAAGCAGCUCAUUCCACCAGUGUAGGUUAUAAGGUGUGGCUACACAUGUUAAGAAAAGUUUUAUUUUUAACUCGUGCUAAAAUAUAAAAAACAAACAUGAAACUGAAUGUGUUGCAGCUCUUGAUGACAACUUGAUUGGUCUGAAUGCAAGUUUGGUUUUUAGGUGAAUAUUUUAACUGCUUUGAUAUAAAUUAAUGUUCUUUGCCUUGGUUUAAUCCAGCCACAAAAUGUGUCAGAAUGCCCAAUUUGACAAAUGGAAAACUAGAUACUCUUUGCAAGACGAAUGGACAACUAGGCUUAAACAGUGUGAUCAUCAAUGCAAGAAAAAGUGUGUUUUGGUGCAGAAUUACUCUCCUGGAUUCUCUCCUUUGCAACAACAAAUGUGUCUGAUUAAACACAGCACUUGAGGAGGGAGUUAAAUUAAUAGCAACCCCGUUCAAUAAUUGGGGUCAGAAGAAGUUUAUGUUGCAUUUGUCUGUUUGCCUGCAGAUGAACAUGACCCGCAGACUGUGGAGUAAGAAAUUCAAUUGUUCGUUCCCCCGCAAGGAGACGGUGCCUGUCAUUGCCGUGUCCAGCUUCAUGCUCUUUCUGCCCAUCAUCUUCUACUUGAGCAGCUUCCUUCACUCAGAACAAAAGAAACGCAAGCUCAUACACCGUGAGUAACCAGCUUAAUUCGCCUAUUGUCACACACACAGAUUUUUUGACGGGGUUUUGGGGUCUUUGUGGAGGGGGACGGAGGCUUGACUGACUGUGAUAUUUUGGAUGGAGGAGUGGGGGCUCAAGGUUCUAAAGCAUAGUGGGGUUGCCUUCUAAAAAACCUGUGGGUCAUAGAGAGUUUGGAGGAUUUAUUUUUGUGUGUGUUGAAGUGUGAUAGUUGGCUUUGGUUUAGUUGGUGGGUGAAUCAGGAUGGGGGGUGGGUAAAUAGCUUCUGAUGGUCAAGGGCAAAUUGAGCCUCGUGCAGCAACAACUUUGACCAAGAACCACUCAUUCCAACAGAUAUGUGGUUCCAGAUUGAAGUCCCUGGUAUUAGAGAGAGAAAAGAAAAAGCAUCACUAGAGAAUUAAAAAUCUGACAGAUAAAUAUAAGUUUGAAACUUUGAUAUGUCACAACAACAAGUGAAAAAAAGAGUCACACUCCAGAAAUAAUUGUUAAUAGAGUAUCAAAAAUUCACAUCUCUUGUGAGGAGCUUUUAAGUUGUUAUACAACAGGCUCACAUGAAUCCCAACGCCUCUUUAUAACAAGACCAUCAGCAACAAGACAUAACAUUUAUUUGGCUGGGUAUUCAAUGAUGUGAAAAAUAGUCCUCUGCAGUGGCAGUCUUUGUUUACAUUUACAUUCUGUGUUUAAACAGCAAAAAACUCUUGAAUUCUUCAAAAACGAAGAAAGAUAAGAUAGUUUUGUUUAAAAAAAAAAAAAAAAAAAAAGAAACCUUAAACAUGAAUAGAAAAAUGGAAGCAGCGAAUAGAUAAGAUGGACAGCUUUCAGUACCGAGGUGCAAAAAUCAACACAAACCAAAGUUUUCACUUUCAAGAGCUUUGACCAAAAUUUUGACUGUAUUUGAUCUUUGGCUCAGAAUUCUUCAUGCAGGUGAAUAUCCAGAACUUUUUACAGGAAUGAGAUUUUUAUUUUAGUUUCAAUCGUAGUGAUAAAAAAAGAUUUAGGAAGACAUUAUUUUUCUCAAUUUUGUGUUAUUUUCUAGCGUUUGUGCACCAAUUAAAAUGCUUUCAAACAUGAAUAAUCUUGUUAAAUUUCACAACUCUCAGCUCUGUUCCCUCAGCACUGUUUACACAAACUGCAGCCUUUUUCGAAGCAUUCAUCAGUUACAUGGACACUUUACUUGGAAGACUCAGCUGAAAGUGUAACAGGUCAAAACACUUCCAGGAGCACGAAGUACCAGAGCAUCUGUGUCAGGACAUCAGCUCUCAACCCCACCCCUGACUUUAUUCACAAAUGAUCAUUCUUUUCAACAACUUUUACUUUCUUUGUUUUUUAUUUUUAACUAUGAAUGUCUUGGUUGAGGGUCAGCCCAAGAAAUCGCUCACAAUAAGUCUGUUUGUUUUUCAACUUUAUAAGACUUAUAAAUGAUAAAUCUAAGGAUUGGCUGUGGACUGCAGAGCUUCCCAGAAAAUAAAAUAAAAUAGAUAAAACUCCUCAAUUGUGUCUGACAGUUUAGCAUCACCUACUGGCUCACUAACCAUUAAUACACCUCUUUUUAUCAUCAGACUAAGAGCCUGAAUUUCUAUCAAAAUCAAUCUCACUGAUAAGUGCUUUACAGUAUUACAUUAGUGUGUUUUUAUUUUAGAAUGAUUAUCACCAUUGAUAAAUUGUAUAUUAAACUGUUUUUAUAUACACCAUUAAAAGUCUCCUCACCUCAAAGUAGACCAGGGUAGGAGGCCAUAUGUUGCAUUAAAGUGCUACUACAUGCUAACAGCUCAGUCUUGCUACACCUCCAUGGUGUCGUCAGACUCAAAUAUGUGACUUGCAGAAUAAUGUGAAUGCUCUGUGUCUUUGCAGCCAAACGGGUCAAGUCAUACUCCAAUAUAAACAUCCAGGACAAGCAGAGCUGAGGAGGGGAGAGGUGAUGAAGGAAACAGAGGGUGGCCUCUUUUUUUUCUUUUUGAAGUUUUGACCCUACAGAAGAAUCGACUCCUGACCAUUUUGUGCCUGAGGUUUGAUUGACUUCACUGAAUGUAGAAGACUCGGCUGCAGCUUUUCCUGUUCGAUUCCUUUCAGGAAGCCGUGAUACCAAUCAGUAUUAAAAGACUCCAAGGAUCUGGAUGAAUGAAAAGGAAAGUAAAAUGCUCCAAUUUUAAAUUCUUACUUUCACAUCCCUUAAACCUUAAAAAAACUGAUAAUUUAUUGAAAGAUGUUAAAACUGAUUUUCAGAGAUUUCUAGCACAAACACACCUCCUCCUUGUGUUGUUCUUUAUCAGCGUUGUUUUGUGAAAUGUGGAUCUCCAUACAGCGGACCAAAAGUACUAUAUAUUGUGAACAACUAAUCAGGUAUUGGUUCAUAUUUCUUCACCGUUUGCUUCUAAAUCCUCACACAAAUCCCAGCCUUACUGCCUUUACUCAUUAACAAUCACAGUCUUCAUCCUACAGUCUAAGUCACACAGCCGUCAAGAGAAAGAGUGAGUGAGCCUGAGUGUGUGUGCGCGUGUGUUCUAUUUAUGGGUUGAGAAAUGUUUUUUUCUGUCUCUAAUGUACAAAUGUCCCAAAAAGAGCUGCAAAAAGGAAGCACUUGAUGUCCAUUAGCGGUGACAUGUAUCUGCUGUAAGAAGACGACAGGGGGUAGGAGGUAGGGGGUGGGGAUGGUGUAAAUAAAAACAUAACACAUAUACUGUAAGAGCACUCCAAAGUAGCACACUGUGAUGUUACCUGUUAGUCCUCUUUUUCCCUGUGGUUGCAUUAAGCUUUGAAUGUGCUUUGUUGUGGUUUUCCUCUGAUGUUUAACUUAAUUUGUUAAGGGUUUCUGACCGCUCAUCAUGCUGAUGUCUCCUCUAUUAUGAAUUAUGAAGUGAUGAGUAAGCCUAAUAGAAAUGCAUUUGCUGGAAAGGCAUUUUAAAACUAACUCUGAAUUCAUAAAUAAAGGUUUUUGUCAGAGACAGCCUGUAGAUGCAUUUGUUGUUAUUUAACCAAUUUUUGCUAAUCCUCAAUUUGGAUAACAUGUUCCUUUGACUCCAGAGCUCCACUGUUAACAUUUUACACGCAUUAAUUUACUUAUACAUCAUUAAUCUUUGAAUGUUGUACCUUUUGAGGUGAGCUUUAAUGCCCCUGGGGAAUUUGCUGCAGUCAAAGAGCAUUAAAACUAAGCCAUCAGAACAGGACUAAAAAACUGGAAUCCACAAUUUGUGAUGUUCUUCAAGAUGCAAGUUAGGAAUUAAACUGUUAAAAUGAUAACGUUAGACAAAUAUUGAUCAUCUACAACUGAAAUAAUGCUUUAAUGACAAUAUCUCUGUUUCACUGAAAUGUAGGAUUAAAUAUGAUUCUUAAAGAGCCAGAGCAACUGCUUUUGCUUUUGGUGCUUUAAGUAUUUAUUAAAUGUUUGAACCCCUUUU